Molecule: messenger RNA, 1026 nt
Organism: Cotesia congregata
Lineage: Eukaryota; Metazoa; Arthropoda; Insecta; Hymenoptera; Braconidae
Source: the annotation of a GenBank genome assembly
GUAAUUGAAAUGGCACUGUUUGAAGAUUUCGAGGAUGAAAUGAGAGUUGUUUUUACGUGUGGUAUGUGCGAGACAAUCUGUGAAAAAUAUGAAGAUCACGAUUGCUUGAAAAAAUAUGCGCAUCAUUACAUCGACAGUAAUUAUUAUUGCUAUCCGUUAUUAGACGACAAAGUAACAAUUAUUCGACGCGCAUUAUUGGAUAAUGGUCGAGAAGGGUUAAUAAAGGAAAAAAUUAAUUCAGCUAAUAAAGAAAACGAGAGCUGUAUUAUUUUCAAUGAGACUUCUGAUGAUCCUCCGGUGUCCAAGUCUCAACAGAAAAGUACAACAACAAAACACCAAAAGACAAAACAAAGCAAGCAAUUAAGUGAAAUUGAGGUCGAGUUUUUAUUAAAUGAAGUGCAAAAAAGAUCUCCACUUUGGGACCACACUAUUUCACUCACUGAAAGAAACCGAGAAAAAAUUCCAGUAUUAUGGGCAGAAGUUUCGAGGGCAUUAAAAGGUAAAUUAGAUGCUAAUGAAUGUAAGAAAAAAUUUAAGUCUGUCCGAGAUACGUAUCGCCGCCUAGUACAAAAUGAAAACCAACCAAGUGGUUCAGCAAGGGCUGAGUCCACCCGUGAAUGGAAAUAUUAUAGAUGCUGCGAGUUUCUUCGCGACGUUUGUUUAAUUCGAUCAACUGGCACAAAUGUGGAUGGAGAUAAUAAUUAUCAUAAAGAGUUAGGUUCUGAUAAUGAUGAUCCAUCAAAUAGUCUCGAUGAAACUUUUGAGGAGAGAACCAGCCACAAAUCUGUAAGCCAAAAAGGGAAGAAACGUCCACAUCCAGAUAUUACGGAUUCCAUAAACGCAAUAAAUCGAAUUGCUGAUGUUAUAAGUAAAGACGAAACCCCGGUGAGAUUACCAGAGCCUCCGAAGUUAGAUCAAGUUGGUGGAUUUCUCAUCGGUAUCGGUCAUCAGUUAAGACAGCUGCCAGAUGAUAUUCAAUUGCAAACUGUUAUUGAAAUUUUACAAUUAAUAAAAGAAAAGAAGUAA